Molecule: messenger RNA, 1493 nt
Organism: Solea solea (common sole)
Lineage: Eukaryota; Metazoa; Chordata; Actinopteri; Pleuronectiformes; Soleidae
Gene: polr1c
Product: RNA polymerase I and III subunit C
Exons: 9
Coding region: 49-1104 (351 amino acids)
Biological process (GO): DNA-templated transcription
Cellular component (GO): RNA polymerase III complex; RNA polymerase I complex
Molecular function (GO): protein dimerization activity; DNA binding
Source: RefSeq, a predicted model, not a curated record
UAGCAGACCGGAGCGGAAGUGAGGGCGGGGCACCGGCGUUACAACAAAAUGUCUGCAACCAUGAAUAACGUGGAAGAGAUUCGGAAUCGAGUGAUUCUUGGAGAAUUCGGUAUAAAAAAUGUUCAUACUACAGACUUCCCUGGAAACUAUCCAGGUUAUGACGACACGUGGGACAUGAGUACAUUUCAGAAGAACUUCAGAAUUGACAUGGUGCACAUGGAUGAGAGCAGUAUGGAGUUUGACAUGGUGGGAAUAGAUGCAGCCAUUGCUAAUGCUUUCAGACGGAUCUUACUGGCAGAGGUGCCCACCAUGGCUAUAGAGAAGGUAUUUAUCUACAACAACACAUCCAUCGUCCAGGAUGAAGUCUUAGCCCACAGAUUAGGCCUCAUCCCCAUCAAAGCCGAUCCCCGCCUGUUUGAAUACAGGAACACUGGUGAAGAAAUUGCAGAGGAAGAAGCAUCCGAAAUCGACACAAUUCAAAUGCAGCUAAAAGUUAAAUGUAGCAGGAAUCCUAGAGCCAGCAAAGAGUCUUCUGAUCCGCAAGAGCUCUACCUGAACCACAUGGUGUAUUCCAAGGACAUAAAGUGGGUCCCCAUUGGAAACCAAGCAGAUGUGUUUGCAGACGCCAACAUUGGACCCGUACAUAGCGACAUCCUGAUUGCUCAGCUCCGUCCAGGACAGGAGCUGGACAUUGUCAUGCACUGUGUCAAAGGAAUUGGUAAAGACCAUGCUAAGUUCUCUCCAGUGGCCACAGCCAGUUACCGCCUUCUGCCCGAGAUCACCAUUCUGGAACCAGUGGAAGGAGAGAAGGCAGAACGCUUAAAACGAUGCUUCUCACGAGGAGUUAUAGAUCUGGAAGAUGUUAACGGGUCAAAGGUCGCCAAAGUAGUCAACAGUCGUCUGGACACAUGCAGCAGGGAAGUCCUUCGACACGACGACCUGAAGAAUUUGGUGAAAAUUGGAAGAGUGCGAGACCAUUUCAUCUUCACUGUGGAGUCGACGGGCAUCCUGCCUCCAGAUGUCCUCGUCACAGAGGCCAUCAAAGUCCUCAUGAGCAAGUGUCAGAGGUUCCUGAGUGAACUGGACUCCACGGACAUGGAGUGAAAUGAUGACUGUACAUUCACUGGCCGCUUUAUUAGGUAGUUGCACACGGUUGGACGUGUGUUGUGUCCAGAGACAUGGUCUUCUCUAUCGUCCAUUCCCGUGGAUAUUUGUCACCUUUCUCAAAUUUCUAACCAGGUGAAUCCUUCUCUUCUGAUUUCUGACAUCAUCGAGGCAAUUUCACCAAGAGAACUGCCACUCUGGAUAUUUUCUGUCCAAAGUCACUGAUGUCACCUCUCUUCCCCAUUCUGUUGCUUGACUUGAAAUUCAGCAGCUGGUCUUGACCGUGUCUGCAUGCGUAAAUGAGUUCCUGUCAUGUGUUUGGCUAGUUAGCUAUUUUCCUUAACAAGCAGUUUAACACCUGUACCUAAUAAAGUGGCUAGUAAGGUGGA